Molecule: messenger RNA, 1576 nt
Organism: Phascolarctos cinereus (koala)
Lineage: Eukaryota; Metazoa; Chordata; Mammalia; Diprotodontia; Phascolarctidae
Product: rho guanine nucleotide exchange factor 18-like
Biological process (GO): small GTPase-mediated signal transduction; regulation of Rho protein signal transduction
Cellular component (GO): plasma membrane
Molecular function (GO): guanyl-nucleotide exchange factor activity
Source: RefSeq, a predicted model, not a curated record
AGUUAAUGCAGACUGAAGUGCAUCAUGUCAGAACCCUGAAGAUCAUGUUGAAAGUCUAUUCAAAAGCGCUGAAGGAAGAGAUGCAGUUCAGUAGCAGAGUCCUCAACCGCAUCUUCCCGUGUGUGGAUGACUUGCUGGAGAUGCACGGGCAGUUCUUACACCGCUUAAAGGAGCGACGCAGAGAAUCCUUGGCAGAAGGGAGUGAUCAGAAUUAUGUGAUCCAGAAAAUUGGAGACCUCUUGGUGCAACAGUUUUCAGGUGAAAAUGGAGAAAGAAUGAAAGAAAAAUAUGGCAUCUUUUGUUGUGGUCACAACGAAGCCGUCAGUCACUAUAAGGAACUGCUCCAGCAAAACAAGAAAUUCCAAAACAUGAUAAAGAAAAUUGGCAACUUCUCCAUUGUGAGGCGGCUUGGUGUUCAGGAGUGCAUUCUUCUCGUUACUCAGCGCAUUACCAAGUACCCGGUGCUGGUGGAGCGCAUCAUUCAGAAUACUGAAGCUGGUACUGAAGAUUAUGAAGACUUGAACCAGGCUCUCGGCCUAAUAAAAGACAUCAUCACACAAGUUGAUGCCAAAGUGAAUGAAUGUGAGAAGGGGCAGCGUCUCAAAGAGAUUGUUGGCAAGAUGGACCUCAAGUCCUCUGGCAAGCUCAAAAAUGGGCUGACCUUCCGGAAGGAGGGUAUGCUCCAUAGGCAGCUCCAUCUUGAUGGAAUGCUGUGCUGGAAAACUGCAUCAGGGCGUCUGAAAGAAGUCCUUGCUGUCCUGUUGACUGAUGUACUUUUGCUGCUACAAGAAAAGGACCAAAAAUAUGUCUUUGCAUCUGUGGACUCAAAGCCACCUGUUAUUUCAUUACAAAAGCUAAUUGUGAGGGAGGUAGCAAAUGAGGAAAAAGCAAUGUUUCUGAUCAGUGCCUCGCUGCAAGGACCAGAAAUGUAUGAAAUUUAUACCUGCUCCAAAGAAGAGAGAAAUUCAUGGAUGACCCAGAUCCGCAGAGCUGUGGAAAGUUGCCCCGAUGGGGAGGAAGAGCCGUUCAGUGAGGCCGAAGAAGACAGAAAAAUGGCUGAAGCCCGAGCUGUAAAAUUAAAAGAAUUCCAAGAGCGUUUAAGCAAGAAAGAUGAGCUGAUUGCUCAAAGUCUCAAUGAGAAACAGCAGAUUUCUUUGGAAAUGUCUGAGAUUAACAGCUUCGAAGAUCUUCCUCCUGGUUCGCAGUCCAGAUUCUUUUUCCGGGGAGAACCCUCAGAGAACUUGCAAGGCGAUAUGAUUCUGAAGUCGGCAAUAUCUGAAGUUGAGACUAUCCAGAACCUGAUCUACAAACCUGGGAGCGUCAGCUAUCAAGGUGACGAUGGCGGCAGUGGGGAUGAUCCCUCGUCACCCCGGAGAGGAGAGACCUCUGGGGGCUAUGACAGCAGCACAAACUCAAAUAAAAUGACUCAUCUUCAGCUAAUUUGCAUUGAGAGGAGGAAGGCACUCCAGGGAAGGAAAUAACAUUAUGGCUAACAUGUAUAAAACCCUUUCAGAUUUGCAAAGUGCUUUGCAAAUAUAUCUCAUUUGAUCCUCACAAUAAUCCUGCAAGGUAGGUU